AUGGCCCACAGGAAAAGAAAGUUAGCUAGUGCUGAUGCCAUGGAUGAUGGAGAUUGGUGGCUGAAUAAUGGCCCCGAUGAGGGAAAUGGUAACACGAUAGAAACUACCGAAACAGAGGAUAGCAAUGCACAGAAGAAUACUGCCAAUGACAACAAAAUCUCAGAUGUGUCAACGGGAAAAACUAAAAGUAAAGCAAAAAAGCGCAAGAAGAAGUUUAAAAGCGAUACUACUAGUGAUGGAAACAAAGACAACCAGUUGCUAACUGCAUUAUGCAAUGCUGCAAAGUUGACGCCUAUUGAAGCGGAAGACUAUAAAUUAAGCGAAUCUAGCUUUCUUGAAGAACCGAAAUCUCAAUCUGGACAUCCGGAUUCGCUGUCUACAUAUCUUAAACACGUAAUCCCACAGUGGAAAAGGGAUGUGAAGAAAUAUAAAGGUACAGGUGGAAGCCCCAUACUUCUUGUAAUUACCUCUUCUGCUAGUCGAGCUGUUGAUUUAAACAGGGCGUCCACUGAAUUUAAAGGAAAAUGUUGCACAAUUAAGUUAUUUGCUAAACAUUUUAAGUUGCAUCAACAUGUAGAAUUGCUAAAGGGAAAAGUACAUUUUGCCGUAGCAACUCCAAACAGAGUGCAUAAAUUAGUUACUGAAGAUGCCUUAAAGUUAGAUAAAUUAAAGUACGUCAUAUUGGAUUGGAAUUAUCGCGAUGCAAAGGAGAGGCGCUUGCUUGAUAUUGUCGAGAUUCGAGAAGACAUUACGCAGUUGCUACUUAAAUACUUUGUGCCUCUGGCAAAAGAAGGAAAAGUUAAAAUCGGUUUAUUUUAA
Molecule: messenger RNA, 819 nt
Organism: Trichoplax adhaerens
Lineage: Eukaryota; Metazoa; Placozoa; Uniplacotomia; Trichoplacea; Trichoplacidae
Exons: 9
Coding region: 1-819 (272 amino acids)
Cellular component (GO): 90S preribosome; nucleus
Source: RefSeq, a predicted model, not a curated record